This is a messenger RNA of Cimex lectularius (bed bug), 2305 nucleotides long. Its product is annotated as chitinase-like protein 4. Gene Ontology annotation, molecular function: chitinase activity; chitin binding. The record is from RefSeq and is a predicted model, not a curated record. Gene Ontology annotation, biological process: chitin catabolic process; carbohydrate metabolic process. Lineage: Eukaryota; Metazoa; Arthropoda; Insecta; Hemiptera; Cimicidae. Bases 203 to 1726 code for a protein of 507 amino acids. The transcript has 10 exons. Gene Ontology annotation, cellular component: extracellular region.
GAUUUUUAAGCGUAAAGGUUGAGGCAUUUGAACGAUUGGCUUCUUUGUGACACUGUCUAUACUUUUCAAAUUCCUGCACUGAGAGAAUAUAUUGAAAAGCAAAGUUAUUAUCAGCAAGAAAUCAUAGAGCCCUCACGAACGUGCGUCUGUGGAAGAGCUUGGAUCUCAUCUCAGAAAUUCACCAGCGACCUUACGAAAGUGAAUGAGAAGUACAAUUAAAAUGACUCUAUACUUUUGGUCAAAUUUAAUAGUAACUUUUUUGUUGAUUUCAACAUUAGAAGUUUCUUCCCAGCAGGAUGGACAAAUGGAAAACAAAAAAGUCGUCUGCUAUUACACAAAUUGGAGUUCGUACCGGCCUGGGGAAUUGGCAUUUUUUCCGAAGGACAUAAAUCCUUCGUUGUGCACCCAUUUGAUUUAUGCGUUUCUUACGUUCAAGGAGGAUUUGGGCGGCCUUGCUGCGUUCGAUUCUUUUCAGGAUAUCGACAGAAAAGGCUUCCAACAGUUCGCCGAUCUCAAAUCGAUGAACAAAGACUUGAAACUUCUCGCGGCCAUCGGCGGUUGGAGAGAGGGUUCCAAGCGGUUUUCGGCCAUCGCCAGAUCGGAAGAGAGCCGCAGGACGUUCGCCAAGGGGGUGAUACAGUUUUUGAGACAAUACAAUUUCGAAGGGAUAAACAUCGACUGGCAGUAUCCGGCAUUUAGAGAAGGUUCGAUUGAUAAAGACAGAAACAAUUUUGUCGAGCUUCUCAAGACGCUGAAAGAUGAAUUUGACGCUGAGAAUACGACCCUAGAUAAACUCUUGUUGACUACUUCUGCCCCACAAAACACAGAAUACAUAGAAAAAGGUUUUGACCUUCCAGAAAUACAAAAGUAUGUCGAAUUCAUAACCAUAGUGUGCUACGAUUACCACCUUUCAACGGAUCUCGUCGUCAAUCACCAUUCUCCCCUUUAUGCACUACCUCAAGAAGUUGGCGAUGAAGCCAAAUUGAAUGUGGACUGGACCGUCAGAUUUAUCAUAGAACAUGGAGUCGCACGAGAGAAAAUCGUCCUUGGCAUUCCAGCGUACGGGAGGACGUUUACUCUGAUGGACGAAAAUAUGCAUCAAAUCGGUUCGCCGUCCGACGGCGAGGGGCCAGAAGGUGUUUCGACUAGGGAAAUUGGCUAUAAGGCUUUCUACGAGAUCUGUCAAGACAUAAUAAAAGAGGGCUGGCAGGUGGUGCACGUCAACAGAACCGCCUUGGGUCCUUAUGCACACAAAGGUAAAAAUUGGGUUAGCUUUGACGAUGAAGACAGCGCCAGAAGAAAGGGCGAGUACGCUAGAGAACAAAACCUCGGCGGCAUCAUGUUUUGGUCUAUUGACGAUGACGACUACACCGGGAGAUGCGGUGAUAGAAAAUACCCUUUGAUCCAAUCGGCAAAAGAAGGGUUUUAUUCCUUUUCUGCUUCGAUGACUACCGAGGACACUACGACGACGAGUUCGACUCCGAUGCCCACUCGGGCCACUCGCCCAGUCCAAAUGACGACCGACCAAACCGUCACUCCGAGAUUACGUUCCGUAAGUGCUGAUACGCUGUCAGCAGGUGAAGACGGAAUAAUCGAAAACAGACCUUUCCUCAAUUCACCGCCCUCCGGUUCCCAUACUGUUUCCAGGGAAUUCAAGGACCACGGAAAUACCUUUUAUCAAUCGAUUUCUAUUUGGAUAACCAACAAUGUUUUCCACCUGGGCUAAUUGUGUGUGACCAAAAGACCAUUUAACCUGCCAUAUUUUUCUAAACGCUUCGUAAGUGUGUCAUUCGAACAAGACCACCGGUGAUGACAUUGGCGCAAGUUUACAUUUGUCCGGCGCUGCAAUUUGUCAAAUAAGGACUGUAAUAUGUAUUUUAAUUAGUUACUAAAGUAGUUAUUAAUAAUGUCUUCUAUAGCGAAAUAUAGUUGAAAGUGUGUUCUUUUUGGAUAUUUAUCAUAGAAAAAGUUGUUUUUCUUUCUUUUUUUCAUCCUCCUGGGAGGUGUGUUUCCUUUACAACCUCGAUCCGUUUGUUCGAUAAAACGCUUAAUCCUGAUUGCCAAUUUGGUGUCUACAUCUGCAAACAAGAACCGAAGAGUCGAGAAACUGAGAUAGGAAUGAACUCAUUUUUUUAUGAGAUUUUAUUACAGGAGUCGUCGUCUGUGUUAAAAGGUGCAUUAAUCGACGGAAAUACGAAUCGGUUUGUUGAUACCGGCGUUUGCAGGAGGAAGUAGGGAGGCACGAUUGCGGAUCGAAGGUGGAAGGGACGCGUGAACGCGGUGUCCGCUUACAUUUGAUAACUGU